AGUUAGAGGAAGUAGCCGCCUCUGGUAGGUUGAUAACGAGCGCGGAGUGGAGAACUACAGUAUCUCACGUUACAGAACAGGGCGCAGGGGACGCUGCCAUUGUGAAGUGAACACAAGUUCUCUCACAGGACAAUUUUUUAUUUUUUAAAGUUCUUCUCGCUGGACAACUUUUCUAACAACUCUGUGCGCGCACCAUGGCUGACAAGAUAGACAUGGAAGAAGAGAAGGCGUCCAACGGCGAGGCACUCUCCAAUGGACUCGGCAACCCGAAGAAGCGCAGCCCGGAGUCCAUGUCCGAACGGGUGAAGCGAAUCGUGAGGAGCAACCUCCUGGUGAUCCUAACCGUGGCCGGGGUCAUCAUCGGUGUUUUCAUCGGGCUCGGUGUACGAAAUGCGGAGCUCAACAGGACGCAGAUAAUCUACAUCGGCUUCCCAGGUGAGCUCCUCAUUCGGCUGUUGAAGAUGAUCAUCAUACCCCUGGUGGUGUGCAGCCUGGUGUCCGGAGCGGCCAGCAUCGACCCGAAAGCCCUGGGCAAACUCGGCGGCUGGGCCAUGCUCUUUUUCCUGGUUACCACCUUGAUCGCUUCCUCCAUUGGGGUGGUCAUGGCUUUCAUCGUGUCCCCUGGCUCUGUGCCACUGGGGAAACCUAAUGUCGAGGGUUUGGAGGAAGACGUGCCGCAGGCUAAAGAGGUGACGGACUCCUUCUUGGAUUUGAUCAGAAACAUCUUUCCUUCCAAUCUGGUGUCCGCAGCCUUCCAAUCGUAUGCAACCAGUUACAAGGUCAUUAAGAAGAACAGCACUGAUGGAACCCUCAACAUCACAGAGGAGAAGGUGCCAAUCGGAACAGACCAGCACGGUAUGAAUAUUCUGGGUCUGGUGGUGUUUGCCAUCGUCUUUGGAAUCGCUUUACGAAAGCUGGGAGAAGAAGGAGAGAUCCUCAUCAAGUUUUUCAACUCCUUUAAUGAAGCCACCAUGGUGCUGGUCUCCUGGAUCAUGUGGUACGCACCCAUUGGUAUCAUGUUCCUCGUCGCUGGCAAGAUCGUGGAGAUGGAGAAUGUGGCGUUGCUCUUUGCCAGCCUGGGGAAAUACAUAGCCUGCUGCAUUGUGGGACACAUCAUCCAUGGUGUCUUUGUCCUUCCUGCCAUUUACUUUGUCAUCACCAGGAAGAACCCGUACACUUUCCUGUGGGGGAUUUUCACAGCACUGGCUACAGCUUUUGGAACAAGUUCAAGCUCUGCCACUCUUCCGCUGAUGAUGAAGUGUGUGGAGGAGAAGAAUGGCGUGUCCAAGCAAAUCAGCCGCUUCAUCCUGCCAAUCGGCGCCACGGUCAACAUGGACGGAGCCGCUCUGUUCCAAUGUGUGGCCUCAGUUUUCAUAGCUCAGCUGAACGACACUUCACUCAACUUCAUCCAAGUCAUAACCAUCCUUGUGACGGCGACGGCGUCCAGUGUCGGAGCAGCCGGAAUCCCUGCUGGAGGUGUCCUCACCCUGGCCAUCAUCUUGGAGGCGGUGGGUCUGCCCACCAAUGACAUCUCUCUUAUCCUGGCUGUGGACUGGAUUGUUGACCGAUCCUGCACUGUCCUGAACGUAGAGGGCGAUGCCUUCGGUGCGGGAAUCCUGCAGUUCUUUGUGGACCGUACGGCCAAACAGCAGGAAGACACGGAGCUGAGCGAGAUCCGGCUGGGGGGGGAGCCCUCGGCUGCUGUGCCCGAGCACUCACCGCUCAUUGAGAAGCGAGGUCUGGGAGAUACUGCCAAAGCUUAGCAGGCUAGCAAUUAGGAGUCUGUUGUCUAAAAUCAGUUGCUCACAAGCAACUGAAUUGUUUUUUUGUUGUUUUUAUAUAAAAGAAAAAGGAAAAAAAAAACAAAAAAGCUGCUGAAGCUGAAAACCAAGGUCUGGGUUUCCCUUUUAUAAUUUUAUUCUUCUUGUCCCAAAAGGAAGGUGUGAAGCAGUGAGAAGGAACAUUCACAGCACAAUGAAAACAUAUCUGCCUUAUCACUCACCUCUUUUGCAGUGAGGGUGGGAGCUGGGUGGCAUUUAGAAAUCCAUAUUAUGCAAAGUGGCUUUGGGGAUUUUUUUAUCGAGGUAGUGUUUUGUUUUUUUUUUUUCUCCCCUCAACUUCUGAUGUUUCAACUACUUUAUCCUUAUUGAUUUUUAGAAAAUCUGAAAUGUCCGUUUGACUGUCAUUUAACAGUUCAUUCUGGUCCAUGUGCAGUCUUGUGACCAUAUAUUUAAGGAGUGCGAUGACGGAACGCUGAGGAAUUUUGAAUAACAGAGACAGUCCUAAAAUCAGAGACUUUCUAAAGUGUGCAUGUGUCUCUGUCGCUCCAGGUACGCGAGUGUGUGGUUUUACAUUAUACAUUGUAUGUUAUGAGAGGUUUUACUGUAUACUAUGUGUGGACGAAAUAAGGAAUUCGGCCACUUUCAUGCAGACUAAAUCGAAUGCAAAUGGCUUGAAAACUAACUCUAGAUGUAGCACAGUACAAACUGAGCAUUGGUUUUCAGUCUGCAUGAAACUGACUCUGAUUGUCUAUGAAAAGCACAAAAACAUCCUGUGUUUGUCGUUCGCAACUGGGGAAACCAAGGCUCUUUUAUAGGUUUGUUCUACUGAUGCAGGUGGGUGCUUUGUAUACAAUCUGAUGCUAACAGUACACUAUAGUUAUAUUAUUACUACAAAGUGGAAGGAAUGCAGUAAUCACACUUCAGACAUCCCAAGGUUUAGUAGAAAGAAAAACCCUUCUGGAAGCUUGCUGAACACGCACAAAUUAAUCUUUAAACUUUUCUGCCUCCUUUUAAUGGACCACAAAUCCCGAGGUUCACUUCUUGCUUCAGUGCUAUUCUUGUGCAAAUUAAUAGCUGAGGAACCAAAAAUGAUUUUCUCUCAUUACCGGGGCUGGUAAAUGGGCCUAAAUGAGGCUGUUUUAAUGCAUAAUGUGUAACGUGAGACGUAUAAGUAUCAAGUUCUAAGUGACUCCAUAUUUGUCAUGUUUGCGUCGGUGGCUUGUUAGCAUAGGUUGUGUGUUGAAUGAUGUUGGCAUGUUUCUGCUUCUGCUAUAAAAGCUUUAAGCACAUUUUUUAUUAUUGUUGUUGUUGUGUGGAGCUUAGGCUUGUAUGUUUCUCCAUGUUUUAAAGCGUAUUUAUUUCUUAAAACAAUUUCCAAAGACUUUUUAGGCCAUUGUUACAACACGACCCUGACUGAAAUUAUUUUUUCUUGCCAACGUAUCGAAGAACUGCAUUUAAAACACUUUUUAUUUUGUCGUCUUUUUUAAUUUAGUCUCCUUUGCUUGUAUUUUCUGUGCUGGUGUGGGGUACAUUAACUGUAACACUAUGGUGUUUUUAUUCCAUUACUGAAACAUGUCUGCCUUGGAGGCUAUCUGUUAAGCUGGAUUGAUUUUACCUUUUCUUUCAUACCAACUAUAACUCAUCAGUUGUAAUUGAGAUUAAAUAUGUGCAGAGUUUGAGGAAUAUUCUUGCAAUGGGUGUUUUUAUCCUUUACUUGUACUAAGUCUUACUCAUGACACCAAAGUUCACCUCUUCUUUGUUUGGUGCUGGUUUGUGAACAUAGUUAUCAGAGAUGUUAUAUUUCCUUACUGGGGUAAUUGACAAUAUGGAUGUUUGCUCUGUUUAUAGGGUGUGUAUGUUCGUGUGUGUGUAAUGUAUGUUUUGUAUGGUACUUGUGAUUUUACUACAGUGGAGUUCAGUAACGUUACAUGUCAACGUUACUCUAGGUUCUAAAGCAAAUAAAGGCCUUUAAUUACCUUGA
Molecule: messenger RNA, 3762 nt
Organism: Cynoglossus semilaevis (tongue sole)
Lineage: Eukaryota; Metazoa; Chordata; Actinopteri; Pleuronectiformes; Cynoglossidae
Gene: slc1a5
Product: solute carrier family 1 member 5
Exons: 8
Coding region: 195-1763 (522 amino acids)
Biological process (GO): L-aspartate import across plasma membrane
Cellular component (GO): plasma membrane
Molecular function (GO): symporter activity; neutral L-amino acid transmembrane transporter activity; L-aspartate transmembrane transporter activity
Source: RefSeq, a predicted model, not a curated record